AUGGGUCACCAGCAUCUCUACGGGAUCCAUCUGAGAAAAUUCAGCCAGGCUUCUCCUUUUGGCCGCGUCUGCUCAAUCCAGUGGGGUCUGAUCUGGAAACGUGGUCUCAGUAUGUGCCGCCAGUGUUUUCAUCUGUAUGCGAAGGAUAUAGGCUUCAUCAAGCAGGAUCAAAGGAACUUCCUUGAAUGGGUCAUUCAAGACAUCUACUAUACCCGAGAAACAAUGCUAGCUCUUCGUACAUAAAAUAAAAACUUCAAUCAUGGGAGUUUUGAUAUGA
Eptesicus fuscus (big brown bat) is the source of this 277-nucleotide messenger RNA. Its product is annotated as 40S ribosomal protein S29-like. The record is from RefSeq and is a predicted model, not a curated record. The transcript has a single exon. NCBI's taxonomy places the organism in Eukaryota, Metazoa, Chordata, Mammalia, Chiroptera, Vespertilionidae. Gene Ontology annotation, molecular function: structural constituent of ribosome; zinc ion binding. The coding region runs from base 1 to 243 and encodes 80 amino acids. Gene Ontology annotation, cellular component: cytosolic small ribosomal subunit.